UACGUUGACCCUGCCUUUGGAAGCUACUUGCGGGUGAUGCGAAUGCUUGUUUUAUAAGUGCAAAAAUAAACAGAGAAAUUCCGUCUCUCCGGCACAUGUCAAACACAUGGAAACACGCUCUCGAUACACUGUUGUUGGGAUGCUGCAAGCAGGUUAUUGGAACAGAAGAGAAUCAUAACAGAGCGAGAGAUAUUUGCGCGUAUUCUUCGCCUAUAUAAAGUCGGUGAGGUAUCCAAAGAGUAUGGACGGAUUUUUCAUCUUUUGGGAGUUUGAUAUGGAGCAAGAGGGUGUGUGAAAAAUCGUAUUGGGCUCCACUUUUAGCGACAGGAAAAGGUAGAAACGGUGAUGACAAUUUGGUGAUAUACGUGAAAAAGUUUGCUGACAUUUGAGUGGUGCAUAUUGUGUAUUACACAAAAGUUUUCCACGAUGAGUGAGGGACUCUUGAACGAAGCUGAGAGCUUCGAGAUGCUGAAGGCUCUAUAUGAUUUCACAGCCGUAUAUCCGAAAACUAUCAGCUUUGAUGAGGGAGAAUACUUUAUCCUACAUCAGACUAGUGCUCGCCAAAGAAAUUGGUGGCAAGUAGUUAGUAUGAAGGGCAACAUUGGGUUCGUUCCGUCGAAUUAUGUCAUGAAACUAAAGGUUGACCCCAACUUCCUGAAUGGUUUUCUCGAGUCGAGCAUAGAAUCGCUGCGGAUGUCUACCGACAAAGAGAUCAACGGAAUCAUCAAUCGUGAUGAGCUCAUCGAUCGUUUGGUAGAGAAAAAAAUCAAAAUUGAAAAGAUACUAAAGAAUGAAAGUUCCGACAGUGAAAGCGAACCUCCUAUCAAAAUGGGUAAUGGAAGUGUGAAGCAUCUCGAGGACUAUUCCUGCAGCAGUCACACAGACUCUACUCAAAACCAUAAUAAUGGAUAUCAUCAUUCACCGGUUUCUUCGAAGCGUGAAAAAUUAACCAAAAAAUCUCAAUCUAGUCCUGCUGUAGGGGCGGCGAACAAUGUACCGCAAUUCAUACAAGAAAGUCCUAGCAUGAGCGUUUUAUCGUCCAAACUCAACACUGAUGAGCCCUUGACACCAACUGCUCAGGAAAACAGUGUUAUAUCGGAGGUAUCCGAAGCAGAUGCUACCAAUACAGCCACCACAACAACGACAACAACCACUAGUGACGAAAUAACCGCAAUUUCACGGGGUGACGAAGACGCUCAAAAAACAGAACAGAUGGCCGAACCCGAGCCGCAGACAGAUCACGAAACUGAACUUGAGACUACCAAUAAUGAUGACAUGACAGCUAGUGAGAAUGAGCCUCAACCAAAAGAAACCUCAGCCAAAGAAAUCACCAGCGAUCUUGAUACAAUCGCUGAAAGUCAAAAAGAAAUUCCAAUUAUAAAGAUUGAACCGCCGGAUGUGUAUCAACUCGUGGACGCCAUUCGUACCAAUACGAACCUCAGUCACGAAAUGGCUUGCGUCGCACUUCGUGUUGUUCUUAGUGAGAUAGAACCAUUGCUUCCUCAGCCAAUUGUGAAACACUUAGAGCCAAUAGCUGUUCACCUGACGGCUCCUCUGGACGUGCCAGAUUCAUUGCUAGCCCAAACGCAUGAUGCUCGUAGGCUGCGAAUUAUUUUCAGCGGGCUUUCUGACUGUAAAAAUGAUUCCGAGCAGCGCACGUGGAUGCUGCACGAAGAUGAAGCUGAUAUUAGUCGAUAUUUGAAUGAACUAAUUGAUAUUCUUACCGACGCUGAUCCAAAAAUUUGUCGCAAUGAGAUGGCCGUCGACCAUUAUCAAAGUGUGAUCAAUCUAGUCCUAUACUACCAAAUGGAAACACGUUGGUCGAUUCGCAAACUUUUGCUUAAGGCCUUCAAAGCUAUGUGCCAUCUUGAUUACACCACUGUUGAUAUACUUUUGGGAUCGGUAUUGCCUUUGGAAAUCGUCCAGGACAUGAUUUCUAACUCGAAAGACGUUGAAAAACUACAAGAGCUGGCCAACAUGUUGAUAAUUGUGUUUUCUAUCGGUAGGCGAAUGCCGAUCAACCAACAAGAACAUCUUCGAGCCGACUUCAUAAUUUUCCUAUUGAACCUGAUUGAAAAUCCACCAGAGACUGACGUCCAUGCCGUACUGCCGGACAUCAUGAUCAACCUGAUUUUAUCGUUCAACCUGCAGUUUGAAAAUUUCUCGGACAAUGUUAUAUUGGAAGCUAUGGAGCACAUUCAGACGGCUAAAACUUUUACCGAAAAAAUACUGGUUUUGAUUAAUCGAGAAGAGGAUCCUGUUCAUACCUUAAAACACACUCCAGCUCACAUUAACCCAGUAUUAAAAAUGUUGGUAGAUCUGUUCAGCAGGCCAGAAACUGCAUCUAUUUUCUACACCAGCGAUCAAAAUGUUCUUAUCGAUAUUUUAGUGCGCCAACUGUCGGAUCUUUCUGCCGGCGAACCGAUUCGCAAAUGGUAUCUGGAACUGUGCCGGAAAAUCGUUCGAAACACCAGCUAUGCCGAGCAUCAGCAUAGGAAGCAAGAUCUGAUUAAAAUAUUCACACGCAUUUUCUGCGAAGAAACCGAGUGCAGCGCCGGCGAUCAACAGAUCGUGCGUGAAAUUGCCAACGAGUUUCCUCAAAUUUUUAAAGCGUGAAAGCCGACGUCUUCCAACGGCAAGGGCGUCAAACAGCCAGGACGCCGGAUUGUAUACUACGAUGUUCUCAGUAGCAAUAAAAUCGUUCGAAUGGAAUCAAAAGCAAAAGUGGCGAAGGUACACAUCUUGGUGACGAUAUUUGUUCAAGUUUGCGUUAUACAUCUAAAUUAUUGUUAAUAAGAAGUUGAAAAUUUGUUUCGAAAUCGAUGGAUAUUUUGUACUCACCAAAGAUAAUUUAAAGUCUAAAGACUAUGAGAAUAUUUUUAAAAAAGUAUGCCCUUUUAAAUAUAGAAAUCUGAAAUGAAACAUGAAGGACAAAUGAUUGUGUUCAGUGUAAGUUGAUAUUAGGUUUGACCGGUUUGACAUAGCACAUUAAAAUUCAUCAGAACAGGCUGAAAAUUACAUACUGGUAUAUAAAUAUCUCUACUUCGAAGUCAACAUAGUUUAAAUCAUCCACACUUAAAUUAGAAUGCCGAAUCUCGGCUAAUUUUAACCGAGAUCCGCACAGCCGAGAAGUCGGCAAACAAUUUGUCUGGGAUCUCAGCAAAUAAAAGCCGAGUAUCAGUAAAUCGGGCUUCGUUGCUAAGCAACCGGACAAAUUGUUAGCUGAGUCUCGGUUAAAAUUGGGAAACCGAGAUUCGCACAGCCGAGCUCGUGAAAAAAAUCUAAGUGUGUCCAGCGAUAACUUUUAUUAGUUUAUUAAACAAGCUGACAAAUGGUCGGAAUAUUAGACUUACAGCCAUACAGAUACUGUUGCAUGACUAAAAACUACACACCCCAUGACGGAAACAUCAACCGGAUUUAUAAAAAAAAAAAUCAUAAUCCUAAUAAAGACAACUUGGACUUUCGAUGAAAUUCAAGCUAUAGUUCUUCCCAGAUUUCAUUCAAAGAUUUCGCCAAGAAUAUACAGAUCCUUUUGAACUGAGAUGUUUAUAAGUUUUGCAGUAACAAUUCAAAGCCAUUUCUCAAAAAAAAGUGAGGGGAAAUACAUCAUUUUUUUCUGACAAUAUCGUUAAUAUUUUCUAACGACAUUUUUGUAUUGCUUCGGAUUUUUAUGCUUAUUAAAUUCUCUUAUAAUCCUUCGUGAAAUUACGUAAAUUUUAAAAGAAACCCAUAAAAUUUCUCAUAAAGAUACUGAAUUUUCCACGAAUCCAUCCAAUAGUUCUUAAAUGGUAUCCCCUAGGAAUGUAUUUAAGAAUUUCCAUAGCAUUUCUUUCAAAUUUUUCGUUCAUUUUGAAAAAAGGAACCUUAGAGACCUUCUAUUAAAAGAGAUUAAACAAAAAAAACCUUGAGUUCUUUCUGACAUUCUCAACUGUACAAUUAUUGGGUAAUUGAAUGUCAUUUGCAAUAUUUUUGGUUUGAAUUAAAUAGAAACUGAUGAAACAAACCAGACAUCAGCCUUUCAUACUUUUUUUUCCUAAUUUCAUUAUUAGAGAAGCAAAAGUUAUAUAGACCAAGAGUCAAAAAGUACAUCACCACUACAUAUUUGUAAACUGAACAAAAUCCAAUUGUUGCGAAUUUGGAAAUUAAAACAACCAGUCCUUUCAUGCUGAUAUCCACACUAAGUCAAACAUGUUGUUAUUAGUUUAUCGGAGAUAAAUAUCCACUAUGAUAGUAAUGUUGAAUUAAUACAAAUGCUUUACAACUCAGAUUAUAACCUUCAAGUCGUCAAAUGAAAAGAAAAUUUUAACGAAAUUCGAAAGCACUUAAAUGCCAAAACUUUAAAACUAUAGAAAACGGAUAACUGUAGCAUACUUAACAAGAUUUUAACACAACAAAGAAAAGACAACAAAGAUAUAUCUAAACGAUGUACGAUAACUGCUAGUUAUAUUUUGAUAGGUUACAGAAUGCAUUUGAAGUUUAUAAUAGAGA
Molecule: messenger RNA, 4488 nt
Organism: Aedes aegypti (yellow fever mosquito)
Lineage: Eukaryota; Metazoa; Arthropoda; Insecta; Diptera; Culicidae
Product: NCK-interacting protein with SH3 domain
Exons: 8
Coding region: 427-2616 (729 amino acids)
Biological process (GO): endocytosis
Molecular function (GO): Arp2/3 complex binding; protein binding
Source: RefSeq, a predicted model, not a curated record